Molecule: messenger RNA, 437 nt
Organism: Medioppia subpectinata
Lineage: Eukaryota; Metazoa; Arthropoda; Arachnida; Sarcoptiformes; Oppiidae
Source: the annotation of a GenBank genome assembly
AUAAAUGUGCCGAUUGUGAGCCCCUAUACCUAAAGGAACUGGAGUUAGGGUUUGAUAUAUGGAUGUGCGCUAUGACUGACCCGAAUGCCCCGGCCCUGGAACGACAGUUGUCUAAUUUCAAUGGUCAUAUUAAUCCCAAUAUUGAGCUUUCUAAAUCGAUGUUUGGUGAUAAUGGAGUACUCAUAUAUCCGGGACAUCCAGAAACAGCGCCGAAACACAACCAAACAAUAGUGAAAGUUGUGAACAUCUCGUAUACGUGUGUUUUCAAUACACUAGACGUUGCCAUCACUUCCGUGCCGUUGGGUCUGACCAGUGAUGGCCUUCCGGUCGGCGUUCAGAUCAUUGGUAAACCCUUUAACGAUAGGCUGACCAUCGCUUUGGCCGAAGAGUUGGACAAAGGAUUGGGUGGAUGCACAGCACCGGCACCUGUUAUGUGU